Trematosphaeria pertusa is the source of this 557-nucleotide messenger RNA. RefSeq lists its product as uncharacterized. NCBI's taxonomy places the organism in Eukaryota, Fungi, Ascomycota, Dothideomycetes, Pleosporales, Trematosphaeriaceae. The transcript is spliced from 2 exons. The record is from RefSeq and is a predicted model, not a curated record. Bases 1 to 324 code for a protein of 107 amino acids.
AUGGACAAGACAGGCGUCUUUGAGACAAGAAAGAUUCAAGCCGAAGCAUCCUUGGAAAAAGGGCUCUCGGGAGCGUGGGUAGUCCAUGGAAAUGGCCUACUCGGCAUGAUCGUGGCUAUCUACGACCAUGAGCCAUAUGCACAUAUGUUGCCGAUGCAGAAAGUCUUCUCGGAUAUUCAAACCACGUUUACGAGCGACGGCCGUCACCCUCACGUGGAUAUUUCCAUUGCCAACGUUCUAGAAGAUGCCCGUAAAUACACAGAGUCGGGCUCCAUUCUUAGCUUCCGCAUCCAGCGAGACUUGGACGAUGAGUGGAGCCAUUAGCGAUGCGCGGGGUCUCUCGAUAAGACCUUUGAGCUUUGUUGUCGACGAUGGGGAAGAGUCUCGCUAUGUGACGACGCCAAGGGCAUAUAAGCUAGGAGUGUGACAAAGCAGUGGUCAAAAUUCUGAAGGGCACCUGCCAUCUUCAAAGACCGGCACUCCCGCUAUUCACCGAGUUUUUCGAGGAAUGCCACCCUUAUAGCGACUGUUGCGACGUUCCGCUAUGGCGAAGAAGG